CUUUUCGUCGUACGAAUAAUGCAAGCCACUACCGUGUCUCCUCACAAUAACAGAUACAAUCACUAAUAAUAAAAUUAAUGAUUGAUCGUAUACAACCACUUUCAGAAAACGCGUUAUCAGCGCCAUGAUGUCAGAAAGUACAUGCACCCUUUCUGAUUAUCGACUUAAAAAAUCCCUAUAACACCAUUGGUUUGUUCGCGUCGCCAUGCCCCGAUAUGCUCCUACUCACUCCAAAGCACUCUAAUAGGUUAGCGUCAUCGGAAUCAACGUAUUGGAGUGCGUUGGGGUGAACAUAUAUCAUCUAAAAGUCACGUGAGUCGCAAGUGGCUCGCUCGCGCCAACUCGCUCAUGCCACGCACCUGCUUGCUCGCGCCACGCGCCAGCUCACGUCAAGUAGGGAUGCGCGAUACAUUAAAAAAUAUCGAUACUUGGUAUUGAUACGUAUUGAAUGUUUUUGUAUCGAUAUAUCCAAUACAUCAGCCUUAAAGUAUCGAUAUUUGCCAAUAUCGAUCCGAUAUCGUUAGACAUUGCUCUAGUUUACACCAGCCUAGUUUACACAGAGUACUUGAUACGCGUACCAAGCACCAUAUUCGUACUAAAUCGCUUAAUGCGCACGGUGUAAACGUUCAUGGACUAUUUUAGUACGCUCUGGUCUGGUAUUCCUGAAAUACGAAUAUCAGACCAAGUUGGUACGCGUAUCAAAAGAUUUUAGCACGCUGUAAACACUUGGUCCGUUUGGUUCGUUUGAUCGUAUAUGGACUGCGUUCCGAAAUUCACUGCCAGUACUGAAAAUCUAUAGUUUACGUUAUAUAUACUGUAGAUUUUCAGUACUAACAGUAAAUAUCUCGGAAUGCAGCCAUGGUGUAAACAGAGAUGUACCAAGCGUUUAAUCCGUACCAACUUGGUACGGGUACCAACCGAUUUAACGGUGUAAACUAGAGCAUUGACACAACAUUUGUCAAUUCUUGUAUUGGUUACAGCGUAAAUCCGAGCAGCACAUUGGUUAGUCAAUAAUUGACCAAUAGUGCACGAAUGUUAGAAUCCAUGAAUUAUGCUCUAGGGUUAAUGCAUCUACUGUCUUUUGAUCCGUGAUCUUCCACUAAAAGAAAACGUGGACGACGCCAACGACGAAGUGUAAGUAGGAGUAUUACAUCUAAUAUUUUAAAAUAUUAGUUAUUAAAAUUAUAUAACUUUUUCUAGCAUUAUGGCCGAAGAUAAAAAAAGAAUAGCAGCCCUGGAAGCCCAGGUUAAACAUUUGUUGCAGUAUAUUGCUGCAGCAAAUGUGGCCGGGCCAACAGGGCCGCACGAUACAGUAAAUGGAGCGGGGCCGAGUGAACCGGUGGCGAGCGGGUCGGAGCCGAGCGAGCCGGGGGUGAGCGAGCCGGGGAAAAGCGAGCCGGGGAAAAGCGAGCCGGAAGCGGGCCAAUCGGUGGCGAGCGAACUACAAGAAGUACCUGCGACCAACAUUCCCCGACGAUGGCAAAAAAGCCGACACAGCCGGGGGCACAGACGAGGAAAUGCAUGGCGUGGACGAGGCGGGCGAGGCGGGCGAGGCGCCCGUGGCGGAGGGACAUAUUUUCAUAAUUACAAUUUUUUUUUUUAAAUUAAAUAAUGUCUAUAUUAUAUGUGUUAUUAAAACAU
Molecule: messenger RNA, 1641 nt
Organism: Monomorium pharaonis (pharaoh ant)
Lineage: Eukaryota; Metazoa; Arthropoda; Insecta; Hymenoptera; Formicidae
Product: putative cryptochrome DASH, mitochondrial
Exons: 2
Coding region: 1205-1603 (132 amino acids)
Source: RefSeq, a predicted model, not a curated record